AUGGCGACCAACGUUCAACCAGACUAUGACAAGCCGGGAGAUGAAGGAGAAGAACGCGUAAAAAUUAUAUGUCUCGGUGACAGCGCUGUAGGAAAAUCAAAGCUUGUUGAAAGGUUUCUCAUGGAUGGAUAUAAACCACAACAGUUGUCAACAUUCGCACUAACAUUAUUCAACUACAAAUCACAGAUUGAUGGCAAAACAGUCUCAGUUGAUUUCUGGGACACUGCUGGUCAAGAGCGUUUCAACAGCAAGCAUCCAUCAUAUUACCAUCAAGCAAAUGCAUGUAUUCUAGUUUUCGACUGCACAAGAAAAAUCACUUACAAAAACUUAUCAGAAUGGCUGAAAGACUUAAAAACCUAUAGGCCAGAGAUACCAUGUUUGUGUGCUGCAAAUAAGAUUGAUGAGGACUUGAAUACAACCAAAAAAUCCUUUGCCUUUGCCAAGAAACAUAAUAUGCCAUUCUACUAUGUGUCAGCUGCUGAUGGGACUAAUGUUGUCAGGUUAUUUAAAGAUUCUAUCAGAGCAGCAUUGGCCUACAAGCAUAAUUCCACAGACUUUAUGGAUGAGAUUAUGAAAGAGCUUGAGAACUUUGAGUUGGAUCCAAUCCCAAGUAAAGCAAAAGACAAGAACUCUCAAG
This is a messenger RNA of Lymnaea stagnalis (great pond snail), 637 nucleotides long. The record is from the annotation of a GenBank genome assembly. Lineage: Eukaryota; Metazoa; Mollusca; Gastropoda; Lymnaeidae.